GCCACAGCCACCGGCCGUCGUUCCUGAGUCUCCCCCGGCCAUGGGCCCGCGGCGUCGCGAGCGACGAGCGGGGGCCGUGCGGAACACCAACGACAGCAGCGCCCUCAGCAAGCGCUCCCUGGCCGCGCGUGGGUACGUGCGCGACGACUUCGCCGGCUUGCUGGUCACGGGAACUGCGCGCCGUACGCCGCUGAUCCACCGCGGCUACUACGUCCGCGCACGCGCCGUGCGGCACUGCGUGCGCGCCUUCUUGGAGCAGACGUGCGCGCUCCCGGACGCCCCGGGGGCUCAGCUCUUGUCUGUCGGGGCUGGCUCGGACACGCUCUAUUUUCGCCUCAAAAGUGCGGGUCGGCUGACGCGGGCGGCCGUCUGGGAAGUGGAUUUCCCCGACGUAGCGCGGCGCAAAGCGGACCGAAUUCGCGCUACUCCGGAGUUGCGCGCCUUAACGGGGCCUUUUCGGGAGGGAGGCCCCGCGUCCGCGCUGGUCCUGGAGAGUUUGGACUACCGCAUCCUGGGGCUGGACCUGCGGCAGCUCCACCGACUGGACGAGGCCCUGCUCGCCACGGGCCUGGACGCGGCCGCACCCACCCUGCUCCUUGCCGAAGCCGUGCUAACCUACCUGGAGCCCGAGCGUGCCGCCGCGCUCAUCGCCUGGGCAGCCAGGCGUUUUCCCAAUGCCCUUUUCGUGAUCUAUGAGCAGAUGAAGCCGGGCGAUGCCUUUGGCCAGUUCAUGCUGCAGCACUUUCGGCAACGGAAUUCACCCCUGCACGGCCUGGAGAGCUUCCCCGAUGUGGAGGCCCAGCGGCGCCGCUUCCUUCAAGCUGGCUGGACAGCUUGCAGGGCGAUGGACAUGAAUGCAUUCUAUCGCUGCUUUCUCCCACCCGAAGAACGCCAGCGGAUCGAAUACCUGGAACCGUUCGAUGAAUUUGAGGAGUGGCACUUGAAGUGUGCGCACUAUUUCAUUCUGGUAGCUUCUAAGGGAGCUACCCCUUCCCAAACCCUGGAGUUUCCGCCCACAGAGGUGUUUCCUUGGGCAGAUCCUGCUUCCCCUUCUGGGGUCUUCCCUGCCAGGGUGACCUUGAGUGACAGCCAGGGCCCUAACCUUAAGCGAUAUGGCCACGCCUCUGCCCUCCUGAGCCCCAGUGUGAUUCUCAGUGCAGGAGGCUUUGGGGAGCAGGAAGGGCGGCACUGCAGAGUGAGCAAGUUUCAUUUACUCUUGAGAUACGGUGACUUUGGGUGGAAAAGCAGCCACAUAUGCAAUUGGGGGCCUGGAGCCAAGUGGGACGGACGCCUUUAUCACACCAUGACAAGACUUUCGGACACCGAGGUUCUGGUUCUGGGAGGGAGACUGUCUCCAGUGACUCCAGCCUUGGGAAUCCUCCAAGUUUGUUUUUAUAAAAGAGAGGAUAAUGGCACUGAGGACCAGAAAGUGACAGUGACAAAGGCUGGCUCAGAAGAAGAUUCCGUUUUGUCACGUUGGCGGCAUUCGACAACAGAAGUGUCCUAUCAGAAUCAGAAGUACUUGUUUGUAUAUGGAGGCCGAAGCGUGACAGAACCUGUGCUAAGUGACUGGCAUUUCCUACAUGUGGAGACAAUGGCUUGGGUCAGGAUUUCUGUGGCUGGGGAUGCACCAGAGGCGAGACAUUCCCACAGUGCCUGCACUUGGCAAGGGGGAGCCCUUUUGGCUGGAGGUCUAGGGGCUUCUGAGGAGCCGUUGAGCUCUGUAGUCUUUCUGAAACCAAUUUCUCGUGGAUUCUGUUGGGAAUCAGUGGACAUUCGGCCUCCUGUUACCCCAAGGUACUCCCACACUGCUCAUGUGCUCAAUGGAAAGCUGCUACUGGUUGGAGGAGUCUGGAUUCAUUCUUCCUCAGUUCCUGGAGUGACUGUUAUUGAUUUGACUACAGGUCUGAAUUUCGAGUAUCAGAUUGACACCACGUGUGUGCCUUGGCCCUUAAUGCUCCAUAACCACACCAGCAUCCUCCUUCCCGAAGAGCAAAAGCUCGUGCUCCUUGGAGGUGGUGGGAACUGUUUUUCCUUUGGCACCUACUUUAACCCCUAUACAUUGACAUUAGACCUUUCUUCCUUGAGCACAGAGCAGUAAGCAUUGGACUUUCGAUAUAUUCAAUAAAGGUUUCCGCAAAUAGCAUUUGACCCUGCCUAUGGAUACUGCCUUUUACCCCCCUCUCACUACAAAGAGUGCUAGCUGAGUUUGAUAAACACAUAGCAACAAUUAAAAAAACAAACCCAAAUGCUCUGUCAUCAAGUCUAUUUCAACUCAAAUCACUAUGAGCAGCAAUAAAGAGUUAAGAAAAAAAGCCCUGUCUGAAGACUGACCUAAAGUGGUGGGCUUUUGAUUUAUAUAUCCUGUAUAUUGAUCUCCCAUUGUCCAUUUGGCGUGUAUCCAUCUAUUGCGUUUAAAUGGCCUUUACCCUAAAUCAAAUAAAAAUGUUCCUAUCCCGGCCUACAACAACAACAAAUUGUAGCACUUUAUUGAAAAACAUGUUUUUGACCCAUUUCUUGUCCCUGAUUUCACAUUUAUUUGGAGUGUUAAGUGUCAAUAAACCAAACAUCUGCUGCUUCAUUUUA
Molecule: messenger RNA, 2586 nt
Organism: Echinops telfairi (small Madagascar hedgehog)
Lineage: Eukaryota; Metazoa; Chordata; Mammalia; Afrosoricida; Tenrecidae
Gene: LCMT2
Product: leucine carboxyl methyltransferase 2
Exons: 1
Coding region: 41-2101 (686 amino acids)
Biological process (GO): wybutosine biosynthetic process; tRNA methylation
Molecular function (GO): tRNA methyltransferase activity; protein binding
Source: RefSeq, a predicted model, not a curated record